Molecule: messenger RNA, 1212 nt
Organism: Aspergillus tanneri
Lineage: Eukaryota; Fungi; Ascomycota; Eurotiomycetes; Eurotiales; Aspergillaceae
Product: putative aminotransferase
Exons: 3
Coding region: 1-1212 (403 amino acids)
Biological process (GO): biosynthetic process
Molecular function (GO): catalytic activity; pyridoxal phosphate binding
Source: RefSeq, a predicted model, not a curated record
AUGGUCAAAAUUGACGAAUUCGUAGUGGAGAGGUGGAUGGACCACCAUGAAAACGACGUCAAACAUAAUAUUGCGGAGACAUGCUGUGCAUCAAUCUCACUCAAUGAUCUCCUGUCUUUCUCUGACAAACAGGAAGAUAUCCUGGAUUACACCCACAAGCAAGGCUACGGUGCCAUUCGUGGAUCCGUCACUCUUCGGACGAACAUUGCCAAGCUGUAUGGCACUGAGACAGCACAGCCGGUAUCUGCGGAUCGUGUCUUGGUGACCAACGGCGCUAUUCAGGCGAAUUUCCUGGCCCUAUAUACGAAUAUAGGGCCUGGAGAUCAUGCCAUCUGUCAUUAUCCAACCUAUCAACAGCUUUAUUCUAUUCCUGAGUCGCUAGGGGCGGAGGUUAGUCUAUGGAAGGCAGAAGAGAAAAAUUCGUGGGAAGUGAACCUUGACGACUUAAGAUCCAUGAUCAAGGCGAAUACCAAACUCAUCAUUAUCAACAAUCCACAAAACCCAACGGGAGCUGUCUUGCAACGGGGAACGUUGCAGGAAAUAGUGAAUAUUGCUCGAGAGAACGAUAUCAUCAUUCAUAGCGAUGAGGUCUACCGACCCUUAUUCCAUUCGGUUUACCCAGAUAACCAGGGACACCCUCCGUCUAUUUUGUCAUUCGGCUAUGAAAAAUCUAUUGCCACAGGCUCAAUGUCCAAGGCAUAUAGUUUGGCAGGUAUCCGGCUAGGUUGGAUUGCUUCGAACAGCUCCCAAAUCAUCGAAGCGAGCGCAUCUACGCGCGACUACACCGUUAUAUCUGUCAGCCAGAUUGACGAUUCUGUCGCCAGCUUUGCCCUGUCUAGUCCAGUUGUAGACAGGCUGCUUCAGCGGAACCUCUCACUGGCAAAGCAAAAUCUGGCUGCAAUGGAGGCCUUCAUCAAGGAAUUUGAAUGGGCAGUAAAAUGGGUGCCACCACAAGCAGGCACGACUGCUUUCGUGAAAUUCACCGACCGACAUGGACGUCCGGUUGACGACGUGGCAUUCUGCGAGCAACUGCAGGAAAAGACCGGAGUACUGAUGGUUCCCGGUAGUCGUUGUUUUGGAGGAGGAGUUGACUUCAAAGGAUUCGUCCGGAUCGGUUAUGUUCCGGAAAACGAAGUUCUAGUGAAUGGCCUCCGAGCACUCAGGGAAUUUAUGCAUGAUGGAUAUGAGCAGGUGCCUGUUGCAGCCAAAUAA